Durio zibethinus is the source of this 406-nucleotide messenger RNA. Lineage: Eukaryota; Viridiplantae; Streptophyta; Magnoliopsida; Malvales; Malvaceae. The record is from RefSeq and is a predicted model, not a curated record.
AUGGCAGCUGGGAGAGAAACAUGCCUCUUGAUUUUACUUCUGAUUGCUGCAUGGAUUUCCUUUGCACAAGCCAGCCAAGGUAUAAGUGGGAUUCCAGAUUCAAACCAUAAGAUUUCAACUGGAAAGGUGAUCGUUAAGGGGCUCCUCCUGGAUGGUGAAAGAGCUGUAACUGCUGCUACAAGCAAGAAUUGGCUAGGAGGAAGAAAAAUGGUGGUGGUGAGGCAAAUGAAGAAGCCAAAGGAUGUGAAAAUGAGUGGUGCUCAAACUGUCAGCCAUUUCUCUAAUGGAGUUGAUGAGUCUGGUUUUGUGGCUUUCAAUGCUGAUUAUCAUGCGCCAAGGCACCACCCACCUAAGAAUAACUGAUUAUGGCAAGGAGUUGUCGAUGAAGAAUGUUAUAGUAAGAAGA